CUACGAUACACCUCGCGCGUACUCAUACCUGGCAUAUUAUGGUCAACUCCAUAAGCCAUUGAGAAAGACAGUCGAAGUGAAACAAAGCGAGUUACUGCAUUGUUUACGAUCUGUUCACAUUCUACAAGAUGCCGAGAGUCGCUAAAACUUUCGCUUUUGGGCGAAAGAAGAGACGUGGUCCUAAUGCUAAGCCAAGAGGGAGGCAUGCCACCACGCAGGUGUGUGAAGAUGGAGUGGAAACAACCGAAGAUGUCGACAUGGAUGAACCUACUUCGCCAGUUCAGCCUCUUGCUAUGAAUGAAUUCGGUCCAUCAUCUUCAGCCCCUCAAAUUGACAGUGAGCCAGCUCCCGUUGAAGACGACGAGGAAACAGAAACCCAAACAAAUUCAUCGCGGUGUGAGCAGAAGAUGUCAGCCUUCGUAGAUCAUUCUUCGUCCCCUGACCCUGAAGCAGAGCGAUACUACCUGGUACAUUCGUCGUUUUUUCUCGCUAUGCUAGAUAUUAUUGUAUGCCCCUUCUGCUUUGGCUCCGAUCUAUCCCUUGAUGCGUCAAGCGACAUCGGUAUGGCUUGUCGUUUUACCGUGGAAUGCAAUACAUGCCAGAAACCAGUCUGGUCAAAGUGCACUUCGCCGAAAUCAACACGUCGACACGACAUCAACGUCCGUGCGGUCGUAGCCUCUAAGGAGUGCGGUGUGCCGCUGAGCACCAUGAAGACGAUGUUCAGCAUCAUGAACAUGCCCAACGUCAUGCACCACAAGACGUUCCAUGAAAUCGGCCUAGAAGUGAGAGAGGCUGCCAUCGGUGCUGCAGAGGAAGUUAUGUCGGCUUCUGCCCGAGUCAUUAAAGAACGUCAUCAAUCCAACGUGUACGCAACUGAACGAUCAAGUCCAUCUGGCGUUCAAGUUGUCAACGUUUCCUACGACGGCACGUGGCACAAGCGAGGUCACUCGUCACACUAUGGAGUAGGUGUGGCGAUUGAUGUGGACAGUGGUUAUGUACUGGACACAUAUACAGUGUCUAAUUUCUGCACAGGGUAUACUCGUGCGCCAGAUCCCGACUCCUCACAGUACUUGUCCUGGUUCGAACGGCACAAACCUUUGUGUAACAAAAAUUUUUAUGGCUCCUCUAACGCAAUGGAGAAACUAGAGCAGCUGAGGUGA
Messenger RNA from Aplysia californica (California sea hare), 1160 nucleotides. RefSeq lists its product as uncharacterized. NCBI's taxonomy places the organism in Eukaryota, Metazoa, Mollusca, Gastropoda, Aplysiida, Aplysiidae. The transcript is spliced from 2 exons. The coding region runs from base 129 to 1160 and encodes 343 amino acids. The record is from RefSeq and is a predicted model, not a curated record.